Molecule: messenger RNA, 1452 nt
Organism: Pteronotus mesoamericanus
Lineage: Eukaryota; Metazoa; Chordata; Mammalia; Chiroptera; Mormoopidae
Product: zinc finger protein 14-like
Exons: 4
Coding region: 1-1452 (483 amino acids)
Biological process (GO): regulation of DNA-templated transcription
Molecular function (GO): RNA polymerase II cis-regulatory region sequence-specific DNA binding; DNA-binding transcription factor activity, RNA polymerase II-specific
Source: RefSeq, a predicted model, not a curated record
AUGUCGUUCCCCACUGACUCGCACGUGGGGGCUGGGCUGUUAGACGGGACCCCGAGCGUCCGGUCCCUUCUCCGCAGGGCGACUUCAGCCAGGACCCUCUCUGGGCCGCUCUGCGCCCGCAGCCCUCGUGUCUCCCCAGAUGAUGUGGCUGUAAUAUUCACCCUGGAGGAGUGGGCUUUACUGAACCCUUCACAGAAGAAACUCUACAGAGAUGUGAUGUGGGAAACCUUCAGGAACCUGGCCUCCAUAGGGAAAAAAUGGGAAGAUCGCGAUAUUGAAGAUCAGUACAAAAGCCAGGGACGAAAACGAAGAAUUCUUGCAUUAAAGAAAAUCUGUGAAGAGAAAAAUGAUAGUCAAUGUGGAGAAAAUGUCAGUCUUACUCCAAAUCUCAAUCUGAACAAGACAUCUCUUCCUGGAGUAAAGCCAUAUGACUACAGAGCACGUGGGGAUGUCUUCAUGGAUCAUGCAUCUCACAAUAGGCAAAUCAGAUGUCACACUGGACAUGCAUUCUCUCAGGAUCGGAAAUAUGGAGAGAAGCCAUAUAAAUGUAGCAUAUGUGGGCCAGCCUUUAGUUCUCUUCAGUACUUUGAAAAACAUGAAGGAACUCGCAAUGUAGAGAAAAACUAUAAAUGUAAGGAAUGUGGGAAAACCUUCACGGGGCUCAAAAUCCUCCAAAAACACAUGAUUACACAUACUGCACAAACUCUUCAUAAAUGUAAGGUGUGUGGGAAAACCUUUAGUUCUUUAACUUCCCUUCAAUCAUGUGAGAGAGCCCACACUGGAGAGAAUCUCUAUACAUGUAAACACUGUGGGAAGGCCCUUAGAAAUUAUCGAAGUUUUCAAAGACAUGAAAGAAGUCACACUGAAGAGAAGACCUAUGAAUGUAAGUUAUGUGGGAAGGCCUUCAGAUAUUACAGCUCCAUAGAAUCACACAAAUGGACUCACACAGCAGAAAAACCCUAUGAGUGUAAGGAAUGUGGAAGGUCAUUCAAACAGUACAGUUCCUUACAAACACAUAAAGAGGCUCACACAGGACAGAAAUCCUAUGAAUGUAAACACUGUGGCAAAGCCUACAGUUAUCUCAGCUCCCUUCAAGUACACAUGAAGAUGAUCACUGGAAAUACUCCUUUUCAGUGUAAGGAAUGCGGGAAAGCAUUCACCCGACUUAGCUGGUAUCAAAGACAUGAAAGAACUCACACUGGAGAGAAACCCUAUGGAUGUAAACAAUGUGGUAAAACCUACAGAGAUCAUAGUUCCUUACAAAUACACAAAAGAAAGCAUACUGGAGAGAAGCCUUUUAACUGUAAGGAAUGUGGGAAAGCCUUCAUUUGUAACAAAACCCUUCAAUUACACUUGAGAGUGCACACUAGAGAGAAACCAUUUAAAUGUGAAGAAUGUGGGAAAGGCUUUAUUGAUCACUCUUCUUUACGAAGGCAUGAAAAGAUUCACUGA